Molecule: messenger RNA, 2159 nt
Organism: Dermacentor albipictus
Lineage: Eukaryota; Metazoa; Arthropoda; Arachnida; Ixodida; Ixodidae
Product: endoplasmic reticulum membrane-associated RNA degradation protein-like
Source: RefSeq, a predicted model, not a curated record
ACAAUGCGAAACGCGUACUUUGCUGAAUCAGUAUCAAGAGCGACUCUUCUUUCGGUUUCUUUCAUAAUCGGAGCGUUUUUGACUGCUGAAGUAGAUGAAGCUACGAAAAUGAAACCAAUGUAUUUAAAUCUACGGUGCUUUCAGCUAGAUGAACAGACAUGAACGUUGUAGCGCAGACAUGCCUGUCACCGAACGUCUGGAAGAUGAUAUGCGAGACAGGAAUAUCGGGGGAUCUCGAUAACAUUCUUACCGAAGCCCUUACCAUAGACACGCCCCGGUUAAGGAAUAUAUUGGACUCAUGUGAAGGCAUGGACCAGAACGAGACAUGGUACUGCAGUGCAUUGAAAUUUCUGUCACCGUCCAUUCAUCACAUCAAGAAAGUCUAUGCGGAACUCUCUAUUGACAGCUUUCAGGUCAAAGCAGUGGAACUUUCAUCAUGGACAGGUGCCGAGAAGGACAUUCAGAGCUGCUUUGGAUGGCUGAAGUGUGAUGAUCCUUGUGGGCCUGUUCUUGCCGUGCUUAGGAUAACUGCCAUCUUGGAGCACUCUCUCGGCGACGUUCUGUUUGGAAAAGGCAUUCAGGUGCCAUUUCUUCUGAAGGACAUCCUGUCCGCACCACAGCUUCAUGAAGUCUUUGGGCCCGAACUUAUGACACUGUUGCAAGUCAUUGUGGGUCCUCCACAGUCUCUCAACCUGCGCAAUGUCGUCUGGCAUGGGUUUGUCAGGCCAGAGGAGGUUGACAGCAGAUACGCCUACCUCUUGAUCUGCAUUGUCCUGAGCCUCGGUGAACAGAUGAGGCAGCGCCACGGUGUUGAUGGACAGGACAUACAACGCCGCAAGUGCUUUUCUUUGGAGCGCCAUGCAGUGAUGUUGGACGACUUUCACGAUGUACAUUUCACUCGGGACGAUUUUUUGUCUAUACUGGAGUCCAGUCCCCUGGUCCUUCCAGGACAAAUGGCUUACUGGCAGGUGUGCAUGAAUCUUCUAAGCAGGGCUUUAUAUGCUGAAUGCUUAACAUUAGCAUUGCCCCAGUUGGAAUGUGUGCUGAGGGUUCUCUACACUAAAGUAAAUGACUGCUCCCAUCGGCUAUUAACAGCAGAGAUGUCAACAUUGUACACAACAAUGGAUGAGGUUCUUGCAAAGGAUAUGGAAUCCGGCUUGCCAAACGCUGUCAGGGUUGCCCUCGGAGACCCUCACUUUGAGAUGUUCCUUGACAUAUUUUCAUACCUCGAAGGACCAAGGUUGCGGGACAAGGUUUCCCAUGGUGAAGUGGACCUUAGGACAGUCAGCGAAGGUCUCGUACGUCACCUCUUGCACCUGACAGCAAUUACAUGCAGUAUUGAUCCACUCGAGAGUGCGAAUACUCAGAAUGGCUAUGUUGCAGUAUUAAGGAAAGUGUCAAACAGCUAUCGGGCACACUUUCACCCCACUCAGCUUCUGUGGAGAAAGGUACAAGAGGCCAUCCCCAAGUUGCAUCGCCUUUGCACAAACCGAGUAAUUGGUGAAGGCACAACAGCGAACCAGAAGAUUGGCGAGAUGGAUACCUGCAUCCGUUUGCUGGGCGAAAAGUGGAAUGUAGAACUGCCAAGAAGCUGGAAUUCAAGUCUCCUUGCAGAUCUGGAGCUCCUGAGAAUGUCCGUGGUGACCAGCGCUCCUGCAACUGUGUUCAGGCCCAGGAAAGAGCUUAUGGUUGUGACAUUGCUGAGACGGAUGUGUGACGAGGCCUGCAUCACCCUGGAUCAGCUGAAUGACACACUGACUUCGAGGACGGAGAACUGGAACUUGCGAGGGUUGAGGUCACGCCGUCGAGAGAACUUCAGGAGGCUUCUGGAAAGUGUGCCUGUGCUGUACGAUGGGAUUUCAUUAACUCUGUGGAUAAUCUUCUGCUGCAUUAGACGAGUCAACGACACUGAGUUGCUCAACGAGUUGCAAUUUGACAAGUUUCUAAGGUUAUUGAAAGCACUGGUGAAGUUUGUCGAGAACUUGCACUCUCAGACGUCUCCCUCUCAAAAUCGGUGGGACGAGUCAUGCAAGCUCUCCAGGGAUUGCGUAGCGAUGCUUCUGCGACAUCUGAACAAUGACUCGGCAACUCUCUACUCAUCACUGAGUGGGCAUGUUUUAUGACACAUCUGUCAGUGCAAUAAAACUGUGAACGUGUUC